Meloidogyne enterolobii is the source of this 2438-nucleotide messenger RNA. NCBI's taxonomy places the organism in Eukaryota, Metazoa, Nematoda, Chromadorea, Rhabditida, Meloidogynidae. The record is from the annotation of a GenBank genome assembly.
UUAUGGGCAUCAGACGUUGGAACUCUAUCUUUGGAUUUAUUUUUGGUUUAUUUUUAAGUUGGCUAAUUUUUGGAGGAAAUAAAGAAGCUGAAUUGAAUAGAGAAGAAGAAAAUUAUGAAGGAAAGGAAGGAGGAAUUCAAUUAGCCGAAAAUUGGGAAAGAAUAAUUUUGGAACAAAAACAUGAAGAAAAUGGACAAAAUAAUUUUGUUAAUCAACAUAUUAAGCUGAAUCGCCCUCGAUUUGCAGCAACAGAAUUGGGUAUUCGUCCAAACAUUUUAAUAUUUUUAUUGGCCCGUACAUCUACUGCCGCUUCCUUAUAUCAAUUAUUGUCUCCAAAGGUGCCUGUCAAAAUUUUGGUUUCUGCUGGUAAAUUUGCUGCUUCUGAUUUUCCUGUAAAUUCUCUGCCAGUUAUUGUUCGUUCUGAUCCUGUUUCGCUGCUCAAUGCUAUCGCCAAUAUUUCUCUCAACAACCCAGCAAAUUGGUAUUUACUUUUACCAGAUUCAACAUUUAUCAAUAUUUAUGAAUUAGAACGACUUAUAAAUUCACUUUUAUGGAAUUCCCCCGUCGCUUUUGGAUGGAAUAUUAAUGAAAUAAAAAAUAAAAACCAAAAUGAAGAAGAUGGAGGUCAUUGUCUUGUUGAAGCUGGAAUUUUAUUUUCAUCGCCAGCAAUGAAUGUAUUAGCUCAAGGAAGGCAUUUAUGUAAUGGAUUGGCUUUAGGAUCUUCGGGGAAUGGAGAGAAUUUUGCUUUGGAAACGUGUAUUCGUUUAGCAGCGAAUUUAAGUUGUGUUUCAACAUUUCAAGGAUAUGAGCAUCGUUGGUGGCGGGUUUCUUCUGAUGAUCAACAGAGCCUUUCUCCAUCCAUACAUGGUUUGUUUGUUGUUUCUACUACCAGUGAUUGGAACUUUCGGAUUUUCUUGUACCAACCCUAUUCUUGGUCUCGUUUCAAAUUUCAAGUGGAGGGGAGGUGGAGGAGAAAAAAAAUCCACGCUUGGGGGAGAGGGAAAAAUUUUUUCCUUUUACCCGUACUUCGCAACAUUUCAUUUUUUGGCUUGUACUCGUCCUUGUGCUACGAGCGUCCAAUCACUAAUCAAAUUGAACGUCUUGCCCUCCUUCCUCUUUUCAAUAAAUCAUUAACUAUUUCUCCAUUACUUUCUGAAUUGGAUAUAUCUGCUUUAACCAAGCAUUUUUUAAAUGUUGAAUUUAUUCGAACUGAAGAAGAAAUUAGAUCGUUAGAGGAAGAAACAGAAAAGUAUUACUCAAAAGAAGAGACUGAAUGGCCUAUUGGAAUUAUGGAUGCUUCAAAACCAUUAAAUCGAUUUCAAGCCCCAGUUUGGGAAUUGGUUACUUCAGAUUGGAAAAGAUUUAGUAACAAUCCAGAAGAAAGCAGUGCUGAUUUGAGUGAAGAUGAACGUGAAGAAUGGACACAAGUAUUUAACGAAGCAUUAACUAAAAGCAGAUGUUUAAAUGGUGGAGCAAAAUUUGUUGAAGGAUACAAACAUUUUAACCCAACUCGAGGAAUUGAUUAUUUAAUUGAUUUGGAUUGUGAUAACGAGGAAAUAUUUGAACGUAUACAAGUCAGCAGACCCAUACAUUCUACAAAAUUAUUGGAAAAAGUCCCUUAUGUUAAAGAGGAUAGAGAAAUUGCUCUUUUAGUCCCAGUAGAAACUCCAGCACAAAUUUACAGUCUUCAUCCCCUUUUGCGUCGAAUUUUAUCAAUUUGUAUGUCUGGAGCUGUCGAAGGACGUCAAUUAAGAGUUUUGGUUGCUGCUAGAAAUGUUGAAGCAUUGCCCCUUCGUUUGUUGGGGGAAAACUUGGCAGAAAUGAGACGAAGAUGUCGUUCAAUGGAAUCAGACCUUUUACUUCUCAAACCCGAUCCAAAUUAUCGAACAACAAUAGAAUUAGCAGCACUGGAUGAAGCGGUUGAUCGUUUUGGACAACAAAAUCUUUUCUUGCUUCUUUCACCAUUUUCUGAUUUUCAACCAGAUUUUCUUGACCGUGUCCGGUUAAAUACAAUUCAACAUUUUCAAGUCUUCUUUCCUAUUGGAUUUACAGAAUUUAAUCAAAUUGUAACUGGAUUAACACCUAAAGAAGCUGAAGCAUUUGUAAUUCAUAAAGAUAGGGGAAGAUUUGAUUCGGAUGAUGAAUGGCCAGUAGCUGCAUUAUUUGGUGUCGAUUUUGCUUCAGCUCGUAUUCUUCAUCCAAAUGCUCGUUCAGUCGUUACACUUUUUCUCAAUCAAUCAAAUGUCCACAUUUUUCGUUCAGUAGAGCCUUCACUAAGAAUUAGACCACAUUUACGUGUUUGUACUUUUGAACAUUAUUACCCUUCUAUUGAACAAAGACAACGUUGUGAAAGACGUAGAAGAUUGGCACUUGGAACGAGAGCACAAUUAGCAAAACUUUUUCUUCUUGCAAUAACUCCUUCAAAUGGAUUCGCGUAA